Rotaria sp. Silwood2 is the source of this 2007-nucleotide messenger RNA. Lineage: Eukaryota; Metazoa; Rotifera; Eurotatoria; Philodinida; Philodinidae. The record is from the annotation of a GenBank genome assembly.
AUGAAAGAAUACUCAAAAUGGUUACAAGAAGUAAAAAGUGAUUCAACACAGGCUCGAUGUAAAGCUUGUUUAAAAACGUUUUCUGUUUAUUAUGAUGGCAAAACUGCUCUAGAUAAACAUAUGGAUCGUCAUGCACAUAAAACUUGUAUGAAAACAUUCGAAAAAGCUACAUUAAUAACAGCACUUCAAGUUCCAGCAAGUGAAUUAGAUAAAAUUUCAGCAGCUGAAAGUGUAUUAGUGUACCAUGGUGUUAAACAUGGUCAUAGUUAUCGUUCACAAGAAUGUACAACUAAUUUAGUAAAAACAUUAUUUCAGUCAUCAUCAGUAGCAAAAUCAUUAUCGUGUGGGAAAACAAAAUCAAGAUCAAUUGCAUGUAAUGUACUUGGACCAUAUUUUGUCAGAAAAAUAAUUGAUGAACUAUUGGAAGCACGUUUUUAUUCAUUAUCAUUUGAUUCUUCCAAUAAAGGAAAUUGUAAAACUUAUCCAUUUGCUGUACAAUUUUUUUCAAAUGUUGGUGUUAAAAGAGCAUGUUUUUGUUUUCAUUUAGGACUCAUAGAAUUCAUUGAAGAUCCAUAUGAAACGGCAACAGAUAUAUUUAAAAAUGUACGUAAAGUAAUCAAUGAUUAUCAAUUAAAACUUGAAAAUUUGACAAGUAUUGGUGCUGACAACACCAACGUGAACUUCGGCGAACAUCAUUCAGUAUUUAAAAUAUUUAAAGAUGAAUUACCACAUCUUAUUAAAGGAAAUUGUUAUGCACAUAUCUUACAUAAUGGAGUAAAACAUGCACAUGAUGUUCUUCCAAUUGAUGUUGAAGGAGUUUUAUGUAAAAUCUAUUCACACUUUUCAAAAUCAGCUAAACGAAUCGAAGAAUUAAAAGAAUAUUAUGAAUUUGUACAAUCUGAAUAUCGUACAUUGUUACAAUAUAUUGAUACAAGAUGGUUAAGUUUAUUACGCUCAAUUACACGUUUACUUGAAAAAUAUGAACCAAUAAAAUUAUAUUUUUUAAAUCAACAAACAACAAUAAAGAAUCAACGUCUUUUUAAAUCUUUUUUUGACACAAAUGAUGGUUUAUGUGUUCUAAAUUUUUUACAAAAUGUAUUAACUGAAGUUCAUCGAGCUGAAUUACAAUUACAACGAACAUAUACAACAGCAGUUGACCUUCAUCGUAUAAUUAGUGGUUUAAUUAAAAAAUUACAACAAAGAUUACGUGACAAAUACUUUGGUAAUAAUACACGUGCAAUAUUAAAACAAUUGGAAGAAAUUGAUGGAAAUAAAGCUGAAGCAUUGAAACAAUCAUUCGAAUCAUUUAUCAAAAUAGUUAUUGAAUACAUUGAAUCGUAUUAUGAUGAUGAAACUAAACAAUUCUAUGAAAAAUUAUCAUUUUUCAAUUGUCAAUCAAUUGAAUUUCUUGCAUGGGAACGCGUUAUAGAUGUUGUUGAUUUAAUUCAAAUAAAUGAUUUGGACAAAGAUGAAUUAUAUAAUGAAUAUUGUGAAAUUAAAUUCUUAUAUGAUAAUUUGAUCAAGACAGGUAUUAAAUUGAGUGAUCAAAUUAAAUUAUAUAUUUCAAGUAAGAAAGAUUAUCUUCCAACAUCGACAAUAAAUGAUAAUCCACAUAAUUUAUUUGAUAAUGAUGAGGACGAAGAAGGUGAUUUAACACAUAAAAAUCAGAAUAAAGAUGAACAUAUACGAUCUGAUCAAUUUUGGUCUUAUUUAUUAAGUAUGAGUCCCAAUUCGACACCGAAUAUGAAAAAAAUUAUUUCUUACAUAUUUUCAAUUCCAUGUGCAAAUGCUUAUGUAGAAACAAUAUUCAGUCAUAUGAAACAUUUGUGGUCUGAUUAUCGUAGUCGUAUGGAUAUUGAAUUAGUCGAUGCUGAAUUAAAAAUCAGAAUGAAUUCUGACUAUCCUUGUGCAUAUGUUUAUAAAUAUCUGUUAUCUCAACCUGAUUUAUUGAAGAAAAUUCGAACCGAUGAAAAAUAUGAACAAAAAAAACGUCGUGAUAUUGAAUGA